Polyodon spathula (Mississippi paddlefish) is the source of this 2537-nucleotide messenger RNA. RefSeq names its product 25-hydroxyvitamin D-1 alpha hydroxylase, mitochondrial (gene cyp27b1). Bases 497 to 2029 code for a protein of 510 amino acids. NCBI's taxonomy places the organism in Eukaryota, Metazoa, Chordata, Actinopteri, Acipenseriformes, Polyodontidae. Gene Ontology annotation, molecular function: heme binding; monooxygenase activity; oxidoreductase activity, acting on paired donors, with incorporation or reduction of molecular oxygen. Gene Ontology annotation, biological process: cellular response to peptide hormone stimulus; glucocorticoid biosynthetic process; cortisol metabolic process. The transcript has 9 exons. Gene Ontology annotation, cellular component: mitochondrial inner membrane. The record is from RefSeq and is a predicted model, not a curated record.
CUACGUAAUUGGCUGGAAAAAAUAAACUGCUGGACAGACUGUUUGACUUGUUUGUAUUGUUUACAGAACAUUUACCUGCCACGGUAAACAGUGUUAAUUCUGUAACGCUCGCUGGCUCUUGCAUCUGCAGAACUGCCAGCUGAUCACUAGCUGAACACGUGGAAAGAGCCGCGCCCCCCGGCUGCACCGUUCACAUUGCGGACACCCCGAUUGGACGGCGACGAGCGUUCUUUCGCGUCUAAUUGGUCAAGCCUCACUCUGCGAGGGCGACACACCUCCCCUCAUUAACAUAACUCCGUGCUUGUGGAAAUCUCUUCUGAAAAAGGGGGCGGCGCUGUCAUUGGUCUAAACUAAAUAAUGAGAUGAAGCGAGGGUUGCUAAUGAGGGUGUGCUGAGCCCGUUCCAUGCCUGUUACAAUAUAAAUACAGCAUCCUGUGAUUGACCGAUUCAAGAUGAGGAACUUCUUCAGCAAGCCAGGUUCUUCGUUUGGUAGCUCAUGCCGUUGCUCAGAAAGAUGCUUCAGGCGCUCAGACAACCUGUCAAGCUCUCCAGCUCCCUGGUAAGGUGGUUAGAGCUCGGAGGAGAAGCCAAGGCGUUACUCAGAAGUAACGAGAAAGUGGUGAAAACGCUAGAGGACAUGCCCGGACCCAGUUUCCUCAGCUUUGUGUAUGAUUUAUUCGGCAGGAGAGGCUUGUCAAGACUACACGAGUUGCAGCUGGAGGGCAAGGCCAAGUAUGGCCCCAUGUGGAAGGCGAGCUUCGGACCAAUCCUGACCGUGCACGUGGCCGAGCCGGCCCUCAUUGAGCAGGUGCUGAGGCAGGAGGGGCAACACCCGAUCCGAUCAGACCUGUCCUCCUGGAAGGACUACCGAGAUUGCCGGGGGCACGGCUACGGGCUGCUGACAGCGGAGGGGGAGGAGUGGCAGUCGAUCCGCAGCCUGCUGGGGAAGCACAUGCUCAGACCCAAGGAGGUGGAGGCGUACGGAGACACCCUGAACUCCGUGGUGACGGACCUCCUCCGCAAACUGCUGCAGCAGCGCGGCAAGAGCAGCCCCAACGUGGUGAGCGACGUCGCCAACGAGUUCUACAAGUUCGGGCUGGAAGGCAUCUCCUCUGUGCUGUUCGAGUCCAGAAUUGGCUGCCUGGAUCCCAGCGUCCCCAGAGAGACAGAGGAGUUCAUCCAGUCCAUCAACACCAUGUUUGUGAUGACGCUGUUGACCAUGGCCAUGCCCAAGUGGCUUCACCGCAUCUUCAAGAAGCCCUGGCACAAGUUCUGCCAGUCCUGGGACUAUAUGUUUGCAUUUGCGAAGGGGCACAUUGACCGGCGCAUGGCCGAGGUGGCAGAGAAGGUGUCGCGGGGAGAGGCGGUCGAGGGGAGGUACCUCACCUUCUACCUGUCGCGCCAGAACCUCCCCAUGAAGGCGAUAUACAGCAACGUGACGGAGCUGCUGCUGGCAGGAGUGGACACGAUCUCCAGCACCAUGUCUUGGACUCUGUACGAGCUCUCCAGGCACCCCGAGAUCCAGGACGCCCUCUACGGGGAGAUUCAGAAAGUGCUGCGGGGCAACCCCGUUCCAUCAGUCAAUGAGGUGGGCAGGAUGCCUCUAAUGAAGGCCGUGGUCAAGGAGGUGCUCAGGCUGUACCCUGUGAUUCCCGGUAACGCCAGAGUGAUUGCAGACAGAGACAUCCUCGUAGGAGGGUACAUUAUUCCCAAAAAGACUCUGAUCACGCUGUGCCACUUCGCCACGUCGCGGGACCCCAAGGUGUUCUCGAACCCGGACAGCUUCCAGCCGCAGCGCUGGCUGAGCCGGGAUCAGAGCCACCACCCCUACGCCUCCAUCCCCUUCGGCUUCGGGAAGAGGAGCUGCAUCGGGCGCCGGAUCGCUGAGCUCGAGGUCUACCUGGCGCUGGCUCGGAUCCUGACUCGCUUUGAAGUGAAACCGGAGUUCGAGGGGAGCGUUGUGAAACCCAUGACCAGGACCCUGCUGGUGCCAGAGAAGGAAAUCAACCUCCAGUUCAUAGACCGGUGACAUCACGACAGGGAGGAGCCUAGCUGGUUACCGCGACAAUAAAGGUGCAGCCCGGUCAGUUGGGAGGAACCUCGCAUUUGGGCUCCGAUGACACUCUAGCAGCAGGAUGUGUAGGCCCAAAUUCUCAAACCGAACUUCACAGACUUCCACAGAACUCUAGCCACAGGCCUUGUAGGCCUAAUUGCUCGCUCUCUCUAUCUCUCUCUCUCUCUCUCUCUAAAAAACACAUUUUAUAAAACCACAAUUUUUUUUGAACAAAUUUGUUAUUUUUCAAAAGCAUAGGAGGAAAUGUAGGUUGCAGCUCAUCAAUGGGCUGAACGAACACAAAACUAUCUACUGUAAAACUCGUGUGAUUGAAUGUUAUGUGUAGGCUGUUGAGUAAAGCAGAUUAUUAAUUUAACAGAUUAUACACGUUUAAUGCUAAUAUAGCCACGAACAAGCACAAAUGUGGCAGGACACUUUUUAAUGCAUUAGUUCUGAGAUCAAUAAAGCAGGUUUUAAACCUGCC